Molecule: messenger RNA, 1941 nt
Organism: Pestalotiopsis fici W106-1
Lineage: Eukaryota; Fungi; Ascomycota; Sordariomycetes; Amphisphaeriales; Sporocadaceae
Exons: 4
Coding region: 1-1941 (646 amino acids)
Molecular function (GO): oxidoreductase activity
Source: RefSeq, a predicted model, not a curated record
AUGUCUAUCAGUACACUGACUACCACGGCGGCCGAAUGUCUGGCCAGCCAGGAUCCGAAAACGACACCACUGCAUCUCGAUUCCUCUCACGUCAAGACGGCUGCGCAAAUUCUGGAAAUAAUAGAUAGAUAUUCCCUGCCCAAGAGACGCAGCGAUCCAGAGGAAUCAGAGUCUGACCAAGACGCAAGUUUCCUCGACCAGAUCUACUCAAAGGUUGUCGAAGGCCAAGCCAUCCAGAUGUGCUUGCCGGCCUUUCCCUUCAAAUCUCCCAACACCAGCACAAAGGUCCUCGGUCGGUUGCCCGACAAGGCUGAAGAGUUUGCGUUGGCACAUUUGAACGGGCUGUGCUCCGCCAUCGAAGACGUGUACAGCCCUGGCGCCACGCUCAUGAUUAUCUCCGACGGUCUCGUGUAUAAUGACCUUUUGGGUGUGCGAGACAGUGACGUCUGGGCUUAUGGCGAGGCGUUGAGGGCCAUGAGCAUUCGAAAGGGCUUCAAACACAUUAACUUCUCACGGUUGCAGGAUCUCGUCCACAUCGGUGUGCCCAAUGAGCUUGAUCAAAUCACCUAUGUGUCCAAUGCCACCAACUUCAGACAUGCACUUUUGUCAAAGUUUAGCAACCCCGACUUUGACGCAUCCCUGAAGAUCAAGGACGACGAGGACACCUGCCUGACGUAUCGAGGAUACAUCAAGUUCUUGUCAACAGAUCUUCAAGAUGUUUACCCCGUCGGAAACUCGCGCACCAAGUCGCAAUUCAAGAAGGGCAUCGAGUAUGUCGCCAAGCAAAUGCUGUUCAGGGGUGACGCCUUUGCACGUGCCGUGAAGGCUACCUUUUCCGAUCGGCUCAGGCUCUCCAUUCACCCGUCUACUGGCAGGAACAAACUCUCAGUCAGCCCAUUGCCAACAGACACCCCAUUUACCACACCAUGGCAUUGCACUGUAGCAUUCCGGUUGGACGGAACUGUGACGAGUGGCCACCACGCCGUAUUUGAUGCCGACGACAAGUUUGAACUCGUUUACCAGGAUGGCAGGCCCAGUUUCUACAGAGAAAAGACCGACCUCUUGGCCUGGGCAGGCGAAGCAGGCGGCAUCGAAUGCGACCCGUUGUACCCGGCUGGUCUUCUCAUUCGGCCAGCAAAGGGUGCUGGUGCCUUGUCCAUUGAAGACAUUGAUGGUGCCAAAGUCAGAUCGCUUGCGCAACGCAACUCUCCAGUGAUCCUGCGCGAUUUUGCCAAGACAAGGGACCGCGAGCUUUUCAUCAAGAAAUCGCACGACCUCGGUUCGCCAACUGGCUGGAAGUUUGGUCUCGUUCUGGAGGUGAAGGAUAGAGGAGCCGAGACGCGCGGGCUGAACAAUGUUCUCUCUGCUGAAUGGAUGCCAUUUCACUAUGAUGGCCUCUUCAAGACGGAGAAGAGAACAAAAGAGGAUGGUACCGAAGAAAUCGUAUCUACGCCACCUGGCUUCCAGUUUUUCACAUCAGUCACGACUUCACCCAAGGACACUGGAUUUACGCUCUUUUCUUCUUCAACUAUGAUGUUCAAGUAUCUCCCUCAAGAUUUGCAGGUCCAGGACUUGCGCAGGCUUACAUGGUCCGUCUCGACAUCAUCCUUCAACGCCACUGUACUGCGUGGCUUGCCCGUGGUGGUUGACCACCCUGCCACUGGUAGCCCAUGCCUGCGUUUCCACGAGCCAUGGCCACAGUCCAAGACCAAGUUUGAAGCCACCAAUGUCGAGAUUGAGAAUGCUAGCGAGGCUGGCAACAAGGACAGCACGACGAUCUGUAAUGUCUUGACGGAUCUCUUGCACGACCGUCGAGUUGCUUACUAUCACGCCUGGGAGAAGGGUGACUUGCUGGUGAGCGACAAUGUCCUGGUGAUGCAUACACGAAGCGACUUCACAGCAGGAUGCGACAGGGAACUUUGGAGGAUCAACUUUGACUAG